UCCGGUAUGGACAGCCGCUUCAUUCCUCAACUUUUUACAGGAGAUUAUAUCACAAUUCUUUCACGUUUACCCCGGUGUAGUGUCUCUGAAAAUGGAUUUCUGAACGGGAUAAGCCAUAAAUGAGCGCGACGUGAGCCAAAUUGAGAGUUUAAAAUAAUUUUGUUUCGUUGUUCGAGUUGUUGAAGGAAGAAGGAAAAUGCCAGUUGCAACUCUUCUGCCUUUCACCGCGACUCCGAAUAGGAAGUCUGCCAGCCCGACCUCUUUCAGGUUGACAGAGAAAUUUAUUUUGUUAUUAGUGUUCAGCGCCUUUAUCACACUGUGUUUUGGUGCCAUUUUCUUCCUGCCGGACUCGUCCAAGCUGCUCAGUGGAGUUUUCUUCCACUCCUCCGCGGUGGAGACCAACACCCGCACCGGUCCGGACAGCAGCGACUCCGGUUCGGCUGGAAACGACGUGCGGGUCCUGGCCAAGAUAAAGAAAGACCACGAGAAAGCUCUGCUGGAGGCCAAGGACACGCUGCAGAAACGGCCCGACGAGAUAAAACAAGCCAUCAAAAUCGAGAAGGAGAAAGUUGUCCAGGAUAGUAUGGGUCAAGGUGGGAAGGAUGACAGUAAUUUGCCCUUCAUUGAGUACCACCGCCCGCCCGGGUCGACAGGACACGAACCUCUUGACCCCGAAACCAGGGAGAGACGGGCCAAAGUGAAAGAGAUGAUGAAGCACGCAUGGGACAGCUACAAGCGCUUCGCCUGGGGUUCCAAUGAACUCAGGCCUGUCUCCAAGCAAGGCCACUCCAGCAAUCUAUUUGGUAAUAUGAAGGGAGCAACAAUCGUGGACGCUCUGGACACUCUCUACAUCAUGGAGAUGUAUGAGGACUUUGACGCUGCUACGGACUGGGUGGAGAAGAACCUUGACUUCAACGUGAAUGCGGAGGUGUCGGUGUUUGAGGUGAACAUCCGGUUUGUUGGAGGCCUGCUGUCCGCCUACUACCUGUCUGGAAAAGAGGUAUUUCGCAGAAAGGCAGUGGAACUGGGAGAAAAGCUGCUGCCGGCCUUUAAAACACCCACUGGCAUCCCCUGGGCUCUGCUUAACCUCAAGAGUGGGAUUGGAAGGAACUGGCCGUGGGCCUCAGGUGGCAGCAGCAUCCUCGCCGAGUAUGGCACCCUGCAUCUGGAGUUCAUGCACCUCAGCAAACUAUCUGGAAACCCAGAUUUUGCUCAGAAGGUGAUGAACAUUCGGAAAGUCCUAAAUCGUCUGGACAAACCCCAGGGACUGUAUCCCAACUACCUGAACCCCAACAGUGGCCAGUGGGGCCAGCAUCAUGUGUCGGUGGGUGGUCUAGGCGACAGUUUCUAUGAGUACUUGCUCAAGGCCUGGCUGAUGUCCGACAAGACUGAUGACGAAGCCAAGAAGAUGUACUAUGAUGCCCUGCAGGCCAUAGAGACCAACCUGAUGAGGAAGUCAAGCAACGGGCUGACCUACAUAGCAGAGUGGAAGGGGGGGCUGCUGGAACAUAAAAUGGGUCAUCUGACCUGUUUUGCGGGUGGAAUGAUCGCCCUUGGCGCUGACGGAGCGCCCAGCGACAAGACGGGCCACCAGAUGGAGCAGGCUGCUGAGAUCACCCGAACCUGCCACGAGUCCUACACGAGGACAGCACUGAAGCUUGGUCCAGAGGCGUUUCGUUUUGACGGAGGGGUGGAAGCUAUUGCCACACGCCAAAACGAGAAAUACUUCAUCCUCCGUCCCGAGGUCAUUGAGACCUACAUGUACAUGUGGAGGUUCACCCACGAUCCCAAAUACAGGGAAUGGGGCUGGGAGGCUAUUCAGGCCUUGGAGCAGCAUUGUAGGGUAGAAGGAGGCUACAGCGGCGUCAGGGACGUCUACGCUUCAAGUCCCAAUCACGAUGAUGUACAACAGAGCUUCUACUUGGCUGAGACACUCAAGUACCUGUACCUGUUGUUCUCUGACGACGACCACCUACCGUUUGAUCACUGGGUUUUUAACACCGAGGCCCACCCUCUGCCAGUCAUUAAGAAGGACAACACAGACAGACCCAACGAAGUGGAGUAGAGUGGAGUGGAGACCUUCAAGCCCACACCGCCUCAUGCUGACUGCUCUCCAACCAAGUGCAGCAACCUCUGAUCCCGUACACGAGUCCAGAGCUGUCUUAUCUUAAAGAGUCACGCCCUGAUGCCUCUCGAUACGAUGCUCACCUCGCUUUUCAUUUUCCCUGGGAACAAAUCAAAACUCAAGCCAGUCAACGCUGAGUUUGAGCUAUUAAAUUUCAGCCUGGGGAGCAAAAAACUGAUUUGGAAACAUUUUAUACAUACAGCUCUGGCUGAGUCCUGACGCUGGCCUGAACCCAUGUAGGAACUGGUAAUGUAGUAACUGCCAGAUAAUGCAACAGCUUGUCUAAACGUAAUACAUUAUCCAUCUACGUCAGUUUAAAAUGUUAAAGUGCCAUACCAGUGAUUUUGCAUGUUUAGCGUAAUAUAUACAAAAUGUAUACAGUUUUUGAUAUGAAAAUAUGAAAAUGAUAUGAAACGAUAUGAAAAUUAACUUUCAGAGACUUCAGUGGUGGAUUGUAACAGUCUCUCCUCUGGAAAACAGUCCCUAGGGAAACUUUUGUUUUUUCACACUGAAUUAUCAAUUCUUUGGUUUAUGAAUGGCAACAGCUUUGUUAGUCACAGAAACAGAGCAUUACAAGGUGAGUGUUUUGGCCAUACAUUAAUAUUUAAAAAUGGAGGGGUUUUGAUGAUCAUAUGUUGUGAGAUAUUAGGACCCCUGCAUGAUUUGUAAAAUGGUUUAUGCUGAUGCAAAAUGAUUGGUAAAUUGUAGUAAAUAGGCCAAAUAUUCAAAAUCACUGGUAUGGUCCUUUAAUGUAAUAAAUUAUGACACAACAUAGUGACGUCAUCAGAUUGGUAUUGUAAUUUUUUGCACUUUUUUUUAAAAUGUCACUAUAUUAUCUGGUAGUUGAUUACAUGGACAGGUUUUGGUAUAUUAUCAGUUGCUACAACUUGUCUGUUUGUUGUGACGGAGAAUACUGAAACGCUUGAACCAGUCGUCUCCCUUAUCUGGCAACCUCAACCCCAACCCCAGUCCCAUACCCGCUCACCCCCAAACCUUCAUUUGAGGAUAAGAAGGCUGACUCAACAACUCAGUGGGCUAAAAGGACGCUCUUUUCACUUCAAGUGUCGUGUUUUCUUUCUGCUCUACGGUUCCUACUGCUUCAGUGUUUGAAUAGGGACUGGUAUCCUGGCCCAGCGCCGGUUCCGUCGCCACCUAACUUCCACACUCUCUUCAGAGAAACAAGAGAUGUUUUUUUUUGUUUGUUUGUUUGUUUUUUAGAUGUCUUUGCGUUAGCAGCGGAAAGACACAGCAGAAUCCAAGCCUCUUUUUUAUAAACUCUCAGAUUCCUUCAGUCUUUCGGACCUUUCCAGCUCUUUCACCCAUUACCUGUGACAGCUCCUUCCUUCUGUCGAGUUCCGUGUGAGGCAGGACGGCCGGUCGCGCCGCCUCGCCCACCAGUGUUGUUCCUUUCCUCCUCUCUGUGUUUUCUUGUAGCCAUCCUUCUUCUGUUUACCCGCGAUCUAUAUAUCUAUAGAUCUUUGUCUGGUUCUCAGUUUUGUUUUGUGUUUUUUGUUUGUUUGUUUGUUUGUUUUGCAUUCCUUUUUUUCUGCUUCUCAGAUUUCCACCUAUUUUUCUAGGGUUAGAUCGAUAUGGUGUUUUCGAUGCCAAUAGUAAUGUUUUUUGUUUUUUUUUAAUUGAAACAGACAGAUGAUAUUUUAUUCCCUAUCUUUAUAUUUAACUAUUUCCAUACCAUAAAAAAAAUCACCCAAAAUUACAUAUACUUAAGUGUUUCCCCAGAAUUGUAUUCUUGGUGGGACAGAAAAGCCUCAAGGGUUCAAAGGAUGUUGCUUUUAGAAGGUAGAUCAGUAUUUUUAGAUUGAAGUAUUUGAACUGAAGGCAUUUUUUAGACUGAGACCUCAUUCCACACUACUAGGAUUCAAAUAAUAUGGGUUUUUGGGGAGGUGAAUUUUUCUGUCAGCACUGAUUAUCUUUAUCUCUCAUUGUUCCUAAAAUUUUACUAUUUUCAUGCCAAAUAAAUUACAAUUAUUUCCCCAAAUUUUUACUCUUGACAGUGUAGACAAGCCUCUGACACAGCUUAAGUAGUCAUCCGUACGUAGUUUUGUGGAAUCUGAUCAAACUGUCUUCAGGUUAAAGGCUUCCUACAGACUAGCGGUGUAGCAUAUGGGCCUGGUAUAGUGGCAGAUAUCGGUCUAACCCUCCUCUGUUUGCAGUAUUGCUUCUUCAUGACCACCUGGUCUCCUUCUGCCCACCCUUGCCUCUGUCUGUCCGUCCUCCAACCCCCAGUGCAGGGUAGGCUGUAGGAUCUUUUCUCCUCUGUGAGGAGAUGUGGACACUCAACGUCAAUGUAAUAUUCCACCCUCACACACACAAACACACACACAUACAAGAAGCCAUACUGAUUUCAAUACAGCUUUACCAUUCAGUCGUUCCAGUUUUCUUUCCCUAAGCCCUCCACAGGGGGGCGUUGUAAGUGUGCGUGGUUGUGUGACUAAAGAUAUCAAUGUAAUUCAACACAAACUGCGUUGUUGUCGCUGUACAUUUUAUGUUCAACAAGAGUCACACUCAGCAGAGUAUUUAGUUGGAUUUUAGGGUGGAGAUUUCUCUUGAGACCACACAGCUCUGUAGCCUGCUAAAAUCCAGUUUAGUCUUCUAUCUAGUGCCUUCACUGUCAAAAAACAGGAAACCAGGAGAGAAGCAGCUCACACAAACAGAAAAGAGUAGAGUCUUGAAUAGUCUUAGAGCUUUAAUUUAAGGUCCUGCGCCUCAGAUGAGGAUUAUACCAAAACUAGACAUGGAUUAAAGGAUAAUGCCUGUUUUUAUGUGGCAUUCUCGUGGCUCUCCGGCAUGAGAGUGAUAUAAGAACUGGGUGAAAAUUAUAGUUUGGUGCUGCUGGUCUUAAUUGGGUUGGGAUUACCAGACCAUCAAAACCAUCCACAUGCCAAAAGGUUUGUCUGAGUAUCGCAUUAAAAAUCCUUCGAAGUAAAACUAAAAUUGUCCAUGAAGACGAUCUCCACUAGUAGACACUUGUACUGUUACCAGUCUUACUAGUUCUAGCUCCUGCUUUUUAAUCCUAGUUUGACCAGUGUCUGUGAAAACAGCCCUCAGAUGCGAGCUGAGACCCAACAGAGUGCUCACUCAUCUGUCAUGUCCUCUGCCAGACUGCCAUCUAGUGGCAAGAGUUUCCAAUUACUGCCCAAAACAGACCUGAGUCAAAUGAGUGGAGUCAGGUACCCAGUGGUCACCUGCUGAUCAGCCAGCUCUUUUAUCAAGAGUCUGAGUUUUGAAAAUGUUCUGUAAAUCCAAUUUUAAUGAAAUCAUUCAAUGUAAUAAUUAACUGAAGUGAAAAUAUAAAACUGAGAUAGGAGUCCCAAGGUAUUUACCGGACAACAGUGAUAGGCGGAAUUUGAAAAUGAUCCACCAGUGAAAAAACUGAAUGAAUUUUAUUCUAGCACUAGUGCACUGCAAAAAAUCUCCAUCUUAACAAGGAGUUUAGUGGUCAGUCUUAAAAUCUUUUUUUUUUUUUCUACAAACAAAGUAGAAAAAUCAAGUUGAUCAGGGUUGGAAACAACUUGAAGAUUUUUUUUUUUUUUUUGUCAGUGUUCAAACAAGAUUUGAACACUGACAAUGAUACUGAAUGUUUUGUUAAGAUGGAUAUUUUUUGCAGUGUAUAUUAACAAUGCCAGGAAAUUGUACUGAGGUAACUUAGCCAAGCAGCAGAAAAAGACAAUAACAAGCAAGAUGAAAAUUCAAUGGCAAAAAACUCAUUUCAGCAAUGGGACCUGACUAUGAUUUGAAUGUAUGACGUUAAAAUGGCCAUGUAGCAUGGUGAUAUUUCUGGCACAGUACAGUUAAUAUGGAUUGUGCUUACUAUAGGAUAGUGACUGUCAUGACUCCAUAUCUCAUAAUGAUUUACGCAACCCAUAUGCCACCACACCUGUAUAGGGGUAGGGAGCCAUACCUGGACUUUGCAUGUUUAGUGGAAUAUCUACAAAAUGUCUUUACUCCAUGUUUCUGCUAAUCUUUUCCCAAAGCAAGCAGUCACAUUUUAGAAACCUGACAUAUUUUAGAAAUCUGAUAUCAUUUUUCCUCCCUUUUAGCCAGCCAUUGGUUGUCAUUCAUUCCACUAGGAUAUGAAAAUGAACUUUCAGAGACUUCCUUUUCCUUUCCUCACACCAGUAUUCCAUCACCAUAAUGAAGUAAUUAGUUUUUUUAAACAUUUGUUUUCCCAAA
Messenger RNA from Myripristis murdjan (pinecone soldierfish), 6316 nucleotides. RefSeq names its product mannosidase, alpha, class 1A, member 1 (gene man1a1). Lineage: Eukaryota; Metazoa; Chordata; Actinopteri; Holocentriformes; Holocentridae. Gene Ontology annotation, cellular component: Golgi membrane; endoplasmic reticulum; extracellular exosome. Gene Ontology annotation, molecular function: mannosyl-oligosaccharide 1,2-alpha-mannosidase activity; calcium ion binding. The transcript has 12 exons. The coding region runs from base 197 to 2065 and encodes 622 amino acids. The record is from RefSeq and is a predicted model, not a curated record. Gene Ontology annotation, biological process: carbohydrate metabolic process; mannose trimming involved in glycoprotein ERAD pathway.